This is a messenger RNA of Hippocampus zosterae (dwarf seahorse), 5140 nucleotides long. It is a transcript of the gene adcy5, whose product is annotated as adenylate cyclase 5. Gene Ontology annotation, cellular component: plasma membrane. Gene Ontology annotation, molecular function: adenylate cyclase activity. The record is from RefSeq and is a predicted model, not a curated record. Gene Ontology annotation, biological process: adenylate cyclase-activating G protein-coupled receptor signaling pathway; intracellular signal transduction; cAMP biosynthetic process. NCBI's taxonomy places the organism in Eukaryota, Metazoa, Chordata, Actinopteri, Syngnathiformes, Syngnathidae. The coding region runs from base 944 to 4438 and encodes 1164 amino acids. The transcript is spliced from 22 exons.
GAACCGGUUGCAAGAAACCAAUCGCAGGGCACCCAGAAACAAACAACUAUCCGCGAUUGAGUGGCAACCAGGUGUACCCUGCUUACUGCCCGAAGUCAGCUGCGAUCGGCUCCAGCACGCCCGCGACCCUCGUGAGGAAAAACCAGUUCAGAUAAGGGAUGGAUGGAUGACAUCGGUCUUCCAACCUUGGUUUACGUGUGGGCCACCCAGCUGUGCAAGCGCGGCCACUGUUUUGAUUGACUGGCGCCUCGUCCAAUGGCAUCUCCCGGCUCAGCAUCCCGCCUCCUCUAAGUACCCCAAUGGGGAACGCGUCAAUCGUUGAGUCCACAGUUUCUGGAGAAAGGCGUCGGAUGUUUGCUAGCCGCUAAACGGAGCUCGUUCCCGGUGUGGUGCGUACGUCACGACCGGACCAGUGGUGCUGGUACGGAGGAGGCGCGUCUCACCUUCCCCGAGCGUUGAGCUCCCUGUUUCGGCUUGGAUGGCGACGCCGACCUGAUCCCGGAGCCUCGCACCCACCGGGUGGCUGGCGGAGGCGGUGAUGAUUCCCUGCCCAACGACGCCUGGCUCCUCCUCGGCGGCGCAGGUGUCGGCCGGUUUGAACCGAAACAGCCACCGUCGGGGAUGUACCACUCACCGUCAUCGAUGCCAGCCCGUCUGCGGGGAGCAGCGACGCUCCCCUCGGGCGCCUCUUAAUUGGGCCCGAUGAUGUGGAGCCGAAUCCACCUGGAGCUAAUGUUCCCGAGCGUCGCGGGCCAACUUCCCUUGUGGCUCGCAUGAUUGAUUCCCCCCCACCCCCAAUUUAAAUACAAUUUUAGCAGGAUUAUCACUUUAAGAAUCCUUUUGGAAUUAAUGUUUGGCAGCCAAAGUUUGACGUUUGGAUUUACUGCAAGUAAAAAGUGGCCGCAACUACAGCGAUGUGUUUGUAGUUGAGUUUUUCCUGACCAUGUCCAGAUCCAACAGUGUCAGCCCACCCUCUGGCGGUCCUGCCCUGCGGGGCGGCGUGGAGCACCGGUCAGCCUGGGGUGAGUCUGACUCUGUGGCUAAUGGGUGCGCAUACCCUACCCGGAGACCCAACAGCCACUGGAGGGAUGACGACGACCCCCUAGAGCGCCGCCGGGCCGGACGUCCUGGCCAGGUGACCACUAUGGUGAGCCGGGUCAGCUUCCGCUCUCGCUCUGCAUGGCAGGAGCGCGGAGACGAGGUCCGGGCCAAGUCUGUUGAGCUGGGCCUCCCUCAGGACGGUGUCGCCCCCACGCUGGAGGUCGGCUUCUCUGCGCCGGCAUUCUGGUCCGGGGUGGCGCACGUCUUCAGCUCCAAGAAGUUCCAAUCGGAGAACCUGGAGCGGCUGUAUCAGCGCUACUUCUUCCGGCUCAACCAGAGCAGCCUGACCAUGCUGAUGGCCGUUCUGGUUCUGGUCUUUGGCGUCAUGUUGCUCUUCCACUGCUUGGCUGGCAACGAGCCGAGCGUGGCCUACGUGGUGGUCUUCUCCGCCGCCAUCCUUCUGACGUUGGCGCUGAUGGUGGCGUGCAACCGGACUGGUUUCCGUCAGGACCACAUGUGGGUGGUGUGCUAUGCUCUCAUCCUGCUGGUGCUGCUGGUGCAGGUCGUGGGCGUGCUGUUGGUGCGACCUCGAGACGCCUCGGAGGGCAUCUGGUGGACCGUCUUCUUCAUCCACGUGGUCUACACGUUGCUACCCGUCCGCAUGCGAGCUGCAGUGGUCACCGGACUGCUGCUGUCCGCCCUGCACGUCGGCCUGUCCUGGAUGCAGAACAACAUGGAUCCCUUUCUCUGGAAGCAGCUGGUGUCCAAUAUGCUGAUAUUCUUGUGCACCAACAUCGUGGGUGUGUGCACACAUUACCCGGCCGAGGGCUCUCAGAGGCAAGCCUUUCGGGAGACGCGGGAAUGCAUCCAAGCUCGCCUGCACUCGCAGCGGGAGAACCAGCAGCAGGAGCGUCUGCUGCUGUCGGUGCUCCCCCGCCACGUCGCCAUGGAGAUGAAGGCGGACAUCAACGCCAAGCAGGAGGACAUGAUGUUUCACAAAAUCUACAUACAGAAGCACGACAACGUCAGCAUCUUGUUCGCAGACAUCGAAGGCUUCACAAGUUUGGCGUCUCAGUGUACGGCUCAGGAGCUCGUCAUGACGCUGAACGAACUCUUUGCUCGCUUUGACAAGUUGGCAGCGGAGAAUCACUGCCUCCGCAUCAAGAUCCUUGGUGACUGCUAUUACUGCGUGUCGGGCCUUCCCGAGGCCCGUGCUGACCACGCCCACUGCUGCGUUGAGAUGGGCCUGGACAUGAUCGAAGCCAUCUCGCUGGUCCGGGAGGUGACGGGCGUCAACGUGAACAUGCGAGUGGGCAUCCACAGCGGGCGCGUCCACUGCGGCGUGCUGGGCCUGAGGAAAUGGCAGUUUGACGUCUGGUCCAACGACGUCACGCUCGCCAACCAGAUGGAGGCUGGCGGGAAAGCGGGGCGCAUCCAUAUCACCAGGGCCACGCUCAACUAUCUGAACGGCGACUACGACGUGGAGGCGGGAGCGGGAGGCGAGAGGAACCCUUACCUGAAGAGGAACAGCAUCGAGACGUUCCUCAUCGUCGGAUGCAGCCAGAAGAGGAAAGAGGAGAAGGCGGUGAUCGCCAAGAUGAAUUGUCACCGGGCGAACUCGCUGAGUCACAACAGCAGCCACUGGACGGACAGACCUUUCUACAACCACCUGGCCAACAACAACCAAAUUUCCAAAGAGAUGAAGAGGAUGGGCUUUGAAGACCCAAAGGACAAACACGCGCAAGAGCACAUGAACCCCGAGGACGAAGUGGACGAGUUCCUGGGCCGAGCCAUCGACGCCCGCAGCAUCGACCGCCUUAGGUCGGAACACGUCAGGAAGUUCCUGCUUACCUUCAGAGAGGCUGACCUGGAGAGCAAGUACUCCAGACAGGUGGACUCCCGCUUCGGGGCGUACGUGGCGUGCGCCUCUCUGGUCUUCCUCUUCAUCUGCUGCAUACACGUCGUCGUCGUGCCUCCCUCGGGCGUGAUGAGGGGCUUCUUCACAUGCUGCCUGAUCCUCCUGAUGGCGCUCGUGUUCGUAUCCAGCGUGUACUGCUGCUACGGGGUGUUCCCGGCGGCCCUGCAGACCUUUUCCAGGAGGAUCGUUCAAUCGCGUCUCAAUAGCACCCUGGUGGGCGUGGCCACCAUCGUGGUGGUCUUCCUGUCAGCCUUCGCCAACAUCUUCAGCUGCAGCGGGCACGACCUUCGCGGCUGCAUCGGGGCGGAGCUUAACAUCAGCCGGGAUGCGGUGGACGCCUGCCACGCCCAGUUACUUAACUACAGCCUGGAUGCACAGACGGGUCCCUGUGGGGACCAAGCGCCCUUCUGUGGAUUUCCCGAGUACUUUUCGUGGUGCGUGGUGCUGAGCCUGCUGGCGUGCUCGGUGUUCCUGCAGGCACACAGUCUGGGCAAGCUUGUGCUCAUGCUGUCAAUGGAGCUGCUCUACCUUCUGGUUUUGGAGCUGCCGCGGGCCGCGCUCCUCGACAACCGCGACAUCCUCACCGUGGCCAACGCCGCCCAGCACGUGAAUGGAACCAGCUGCGUGGCGGAGUCGAAGGUGCCUCUGAAGAUCAUGACGCCCGUGGUCAUCACCGUCUUCGUGCUGGCACUCUACCUGCACGCCCAGCAGGUGGAGUCCACGGCCCGACUCGACUUCCUCUGGAAGCUGCAGGCGACGGAGGAGAAGGAGGAGAUGGAGGAGCUGCAGGCAUACAACCGCCGGCUGCUGCACAACAUCCUGCCCAAGGACGUGGCGGUGCACUUUUUGCAGCGCGAGCGCCGCAACGACGAGCUCUAUUACCAGUCGUGUGAGUGCGUGGCGGUCAUGUUCGCCUCCAUCAGCAACUUCUCCGAAUUCUACGUGGAGCUGGAGGGAAACAACGAGGGCGUCGAGUGCCUCCGGCUCCUUAACGAAAUCAUCGCCGACUUUGACGAGAUCAUCAGCGAAGACAACUUCCGUCAGCUGGAGAAGAUCAAGACGAUCGGCUCGACGUACAUGGCGGCGUCGGGCCUGAACGCGAGCACGUACGACAAGGUGGGCCGCUCGCAUAUCCGCGCCCUGGCCGACUACGCCAUGCGCCUCAUGGAGCAGAUGAAGCACAUCAACGAGCACUCCUUCAACAACUUCAAGAUGAAGAUCGGUCUGAACAUGGGUCCCGUGGUGGCCGGCGUGAUCGGGGCCCGGAAGCCUCAGUACGACAUUUGGGGAAACACGGUCAACGUGGCGAGCCGCAUGGACAGCACCGGCGUGCCCGAGAAGAUACAGGUGACUGCUGACUUGUACCAGGUUCUGAACUCCUACAAUUACUCGCUGGAGUACCGAGGUGUGGUGACAGUGAAGGGCAAAGGCGACAUGAUGACCUACUUCCUCAACAGUGGACCCCCCCACAGCAGUUAAGGCACUUUUUUCCCCCUGGAUCUUCAAGGGGCCACGUUGGGAGACAUUCAACUGAACUGAGAGGAAUUUGAAGUCACCCCCCUCCCUUGCAGGAACUCAUGGACAGAGAGAAAAAGUUAAGACCAAAGAAGCUCAUUUCCCAUGAGCCAAAGUCCGACGUCUUCUGAGCUUCUGAACGCAACGUGAGCGCCCCUUUCCUGUUCCUCACGCUGUCUGCUUGGAGGCAGAAAAAACGAUGUCAGCAACAGAUGCUUUUAUAACUUUUGGAGCACUAAAUUCUAUAUUUUGUACAAAAACAUAGCGUAUUUGUCAUGUACUUAUAUUGAAUUUAACACUGGCAAUGUGGCAGCCUGCCAAAUAGAUAGAGCGCACCCCCCCCCCACGAUGGUACGACCCAGUGAAUGUCUAAUUGAGGCCUUUUACCUUCAUCACUUUACAAGAAAAGUAUUCAACACUGCAGCUGGUUCUGUUACAUUUUUAAGUUUUGAAUACAACUUUGGUGACCCCAAAAAUUAUUUUCAGAUCAUUUCAACUGGAUGAGUUGUUUUGGGAGUAUUUUUCAUACAGAACUAGUAAAAUAAGGAAAUUACGCCAGUUGGGAUGCUAUUAAUGUGACUUUAUAAAACACAAAGUAUAAAGGAGAUGUUUUAUUGUUCUUUUUAUGAAUGGCCGACGAAAGUAAUAAAUGAACCAAUUGUCCCA